GGUCCCCUUCCGGGAUGCGGGCGGAAGUCGGUUGAAUUUGAAUCUUUGGGGCCGUUGGUCCGGGUUAAGAUCGGGGUUCUGGCCGCAGCAGGAGUAGGCGGAGGAGGAAGGGGAUUGGGGAAAAAAAAAGAAUUGUCGCCGCCGAGUCCUGUGGAAGUAUCCGGGGGUCGCUUCCUUGGGCUCGAUUUCAAAGGAAUACAUUAGCAUGAAUGAAAAUAAUCUUUGUCAGCUUCAGAACUUUGCUUGUGUUCUCUGUCGAAGAACUGAUGACUAUCCUGAAAAGUAUGGAGAAAAGAAAAUUUACCAGGACCACAACCUCACUAUACAUUACUAUUGUUUGUUGAUGUCAAGUGGAAUUUGGCAGAGGGGUGAAGAAAAAGAAGGUGUUUAUGGUUUUCUAAUAGAAGACAUCAAGAAGGAAGUAAACAGAGCUUCUAAGCUGAAAUGUUGUCUUUGCAAGAAAAGUGGUGCUUCAAUUGGAUGUGUAGCCAGCAAAUGUAAACGAAGCUAUCAUUUCCCUUGUGGAGUUCAGAAACAGUGUAUUUUCCAGUUUACUGGAAACUUUGGAUCAUUCUGUUGGGAUCAUCGGCCUGUUCAGAAUACACCAUCUAGCCAUUGUACAGUUUCUUCACAAUGCACCAUUUGUUUGGAAUAUGUUGAACAUCUUCCAACAUACAGCAUUUUGGGAAGUCCUUGUUGUAAAAAUGCAUGGUUUCACAGAGAUUGUUUACAGGUUCAGGCACUCAGUGCUGGAAAAUUUUUCUUCAAGUGCCCAUUAUGCAAUAACAGUGAUAAAUUUCAGAGUGAAAUGUUGAGAAUGGGUAUUCAUAUUCCUGAAAAAGAUGCAUCUUGGGAACUGGAAGAAAAUGCAUAUCAAGAACUUUUGCAGCACUACCAACGUUGUGAUGUAAGAAGAUGUCGUUGUAAAGAAGGGAGAGAAUAUAAUGAACCUGAUAGUAAAUGGGAAAUAAAACGCUGCCAGUAUUGUGGAUCUAGUGGAACUCAUCUAGCCUGUUCCUCAAUAAGAACGUGUAGACAAAACUGGGAAUGCUUUGAGUGCAGAAGUAUUAUCUACAAUUCAGGGGAUUUCAGAAGACCAAAAAAACGCUCUCUACCUAACACAGAAAAUAUUGGAAUUACUAAUUGUUUGUUGGAACAGCCCUCUCCCAAAUUCUCCAGACAGUCCCCUAGAACUCAGAACAAAAAUUUGCUCAGGUCACCAAAGAUAUUACGUCAAGGAAGCCUGACUCCUAAUUCCUGUUUAGAUAAACCACCAUGUUCUAGAAGACUCAGGUUAAUUCCACCACUUAUUAAUGUUGCUGCAAAGACUCCUUCUACUACUAAAAGGGAAGUCAGCAUGUUGAAAAGAGACAUUUCCAACAUAUUGAGAGAAUUAGGAUACCAAAUUAAACAAAAAACUCGAAAACUCUAUAUCAACAAAGAAAAUAUCUGGAAUAGUGCCAUAAAAGGAUUCAGAAGGCGAAACUUUAAUCCAUCAGAUGCAAUUGAGGUACAGUUCUGUAAUGGAAAUGGAGAUACUGAUGGAUCAAAGCAUGAAUUCUUAAGCCUUUUAAUGGGACAGCUUGAGAGCUCAUCACUAUUUGAAGGGUCCAUGUCAAAGAACUUGUCCCUUAAUUCUGAAGCUCUUAAAGAGAAUCUGUACUUUGAGGCUGGUAGAAUGAUUGCCAUUUCUUUGGUGCAUGGUGGUCCACCGCCAUUUUUGUUUUCUAAAACAUUAUUUAACUGCCUUGUCUCUGGACCAGAGAAUGUGGAACCAACUCUAGAAGAUGUUGAAGACAGUAAUACAAUGCAAAUAAUAACCAAGAUUAAAAGUUCAAAAAAUUUGACUCACUUAAGGUCAGCAAUACAUGAUUGCUUUGAAUACCUCUCUCACAUUGGAUGUCUAAGACUUGUAACAGUGCUAAGUGACAAGGAUGUGUUAGUAAAAGACAUACUCACCCAUCAUGUAAUUAAAAGAGUGCAGGCACCCUUGGACAGUUUUCAGCAGGGUUUGAGAACUCUUGGUGUGUUAGAAACAAUGCAGAAAUAUCCAGAAGCAUUCUAUAGUAUCCUAUGUCACAAACCUGAGACACUUACAAGCAAAAUCCUUAGUGAUCUUUUUACUAUGCACAAAUUGUCUGAAGCACAGGACACCAGAGCUGUGGGGUUCUGGAUGAAUUACCUGCAGAAUGUUGAAAGUGGAGAAUCUGUAGUAACGUUAGAAGAUAUCCUACUUUUUGCAACAGGCUGCCGCUCCAUUCCACCUGUUGGAUUUCAGCCUACUCCAUCAAUUGAAUUUUUGCAUGCUGAUUAUCCUGUUGGAACCAAAUACUACAACAGGUUAACUCUUCCUAUAACCAACACAUAUAAGGAAUUUCAAGAAAACAUGGACUUUGCCAUCAGAAAUGCCUUAGAACUAGAAAGAGAAAAAAAUUACUACACUGGAUGUUAAAUCUUAUGUCAGAAGUGCCUCCUUGUAAGCUGCUAUCAUUAUGUUCUUAACAUUACACAACUUUGUCCUUAAUGCUCGCUCCCUUGUCUUAAAACUUGCCGAGUCCUAAUUCAUUAGUAUUUGAUAUGAAUUUUAAAGAAAGUGGUGACAUUUUAAAAAGUACAAUAUGUUAAGGAAUUUCUUAUUCAAAUUUGAUGCAACAUUUUGUAUUUUCUUAAUGCUUUUACUUAUCUAUGAACUUCAAAAUAAGUAACUUUAGUAAGUUGUUACUUUGUCAUGAUACACAUAAAAACUUGUUGACUAGUUUUCUAAGUUAUAUUUACUUCAGGUAAACUAUAACUAUGUUCCAGUUUUGUAUGAAAAUAAUUCUUUUCCUUUUAAAGCAUUAAAUAGAAAUGCCACAGAAUAUAAAGGUAUUAUAGCAUAUGAAUCAAGAAUAUCCUGUUCUCAAGAUGGAGUGGCAUUAAGCUAGAAAUCAAA
Molecule: messenger RNA, 2932 nt
Organism: Phascolarctos cinereus (koala)
Lineage: Eukaryota; Metazoa; Chordata; Mammalia; Diprotodontia; Phascolarctidae
Gene: G2E3
Product: G2/M-phase specific E3 ubiquitin protein ligase
Cellular component (GO): nucleus
Molecular function (GO): ubiquitin-protein transferase activity
Source: RefSeq, a predicted model, not a curated record